UAUUAAAAAAAUAUAUGAAAAUAGUUUCUGUGAAAUAAUAAAUGAUUGACAAUUUAUCAUCGGAAGCGCCAUGAAUUGGAUUAAAUUGAUAUUUUACCAUAUAGCAGUUAUUGGGAUUGGAGUGCAAGCACUUCCGGGAUCUGCCCCGGAAAAUGGACCAAAAUUUCCCAUCCGGAUAACCGAUGGAAACAAGAAAAUAAAUGUCGGAACUAAGCUGGAUGAAAGAAAUCCUCCCAAAACUGGGUCUUUCGCCGCCAAAACACCGGCCGGUAUAUGGUCUUUCUCUAACGGUAAAGCUCUACCCUCACCGUCUCGGAAUGUGUCUCCAAAUGUGGUUCAGAGUAGACUAGCCAAAUUAAUGAAAUCAAUAGGAUUAAUAACAAAGGACCAAUCUUCCAAGUCCAGUUCAAAAAGUGGUUUAACAAAAUUGUCUACAUCAACAAAGGCAAAAACAUUAGACGAAGAACGACCACCAAAGGGACCACCAAGGGGACCACCAAUGCCAGUUUCUAUGAGGUCAAGUAACACAAAACAAGGAGGCGGAUCAAAAAUAUCAAUAGCCUCAUCCUACGACGAACAAAUGCCGGGAAGAGGCCCUGGCGUUAAGGUUACAUCUUACAAAAUGGUUUCUGUUGCUUCUGGACCUGACGAAAAAAAUGGAGCCAAACGUACAAGCAGUAGUUUAUCAUCCAUGUCUUCGUCAUCUAUGAGUUCAAACGGUGUGUCUUUCGGAAAAAGUUCUAUCACAAAGUUUUCAGGACCAGAUGAAAAAGAUGGAAGAAAAUCAGGACCUAAGUCCAUAGCAAAUAGCAAUGUUUCGCGUACUGGAAGCAGUUUCUCAUCAAUGACACAGUCUUCGUCAUCUAUGAGUUCAAACGCUGUGUCCUCCGGGAAGAGCUCUAUUACAAAGUUUUCGGGACCGGACGAAAAAGAUGGAAGAAAGUCAGCAGCCAAGUCUUUAGCAAAUAGCAAUGUUUCCAACUUGAAAUCUGCAACAGUACAAGGUUCUCCUUUGACACAGGCAAUUCCACGGCGGUUUUCUGGUCCGGAUGAGAAAGAUGGCAAGAAAACAGUCGUUAAAACAAAUCAAGGUUUACCUAAAUCAUCGAAGACUUCUUACAAAGCUAACACAGCAUCUACAUCUUCAUCAUCCUCACGAUCGAUAGUAACAACAUUUUCUGGACCAGAUGAAAAAGAUGGAAAGAAAACAAAACAAGCUUUGGCCUCCAAAAUGUCAGGAAAUUCUGGACAAAUAUCAUCGGCGUUCCAAAAUCUACGAACAAAGCUUGAACAGUUCAAAGCACAACUGUCAAAGAAAAAAUCAGCAAAUUCAUACCAAAACCUUAAAAGUAAAUCAUCUGACAAUGAUAAAAAGCCUGUAGUUGUAUUACAACGUCAACAAACUCUAACGAAAAAAGUCAUUGUCCCACAAGGAAGUCCAUUAAUUGGAAAAAAUGUACCCAAAAUAAGCAAUAUGCAAAUGCGUCAAAUGUUACAAAACAUUAACGGUAUCAACAGCGGAAAACGGAUUUCCAGCUCAUCCUCUUCGGUCUCAGGAACAGUACAGAGUUCAAAGAGCGGUGGUACGAUGCUUCCAAUACAAAAAUCUAACAUAAAAUACAAAGGUCCAGAUACUAGUAAAAUGACUCCUCAACAACGGAAAUCAUUCUUGAAAGCUCUUGGUCUUAUCAAGAGUAGAAGUUCUAUUUCUUCUUCGUCCUCCCUCACUUCUAAUCAAGGAGUACAAUCAUCAGGCACGAGAGGCAAAUUUUCCUUAACUAGCAACACUGUAUCACAAACAUCUGCAAAAACAGUCAAACCAGCAGAAAAAGAUUUACCAGAUUCAAUAACGCCAACUAGCAAUAAUGCACCACAAACGUCUGCCAAAAUCGCCAAACCAGCAGAAAAAGAUUCAGCGGACUCAAAAAGUCUUCGUUUAAUGAAAAACAAAAGUUCUAUGUCUUCACUAACCAGCAACGCUUUACCAAAAUCAUCUUCAAAGACAGUCAAAACAUUUGAAAAAGAUUCACCGGACUCAAAGACCCUUGGUCUUAUUAGGAGCAAAAGUUCAAUGUCGUCUUCAACAUCCUUUGGCUAUACCAGUGGAGGAAAAUCAACAGGCUAUUCUUCAUCGUUUAAAGGUAAAUCUGCUGUGCCAAAAACAUCAGCAAAAACAGUCAAACCAGCAGAGAAAGAUACACCAGAAACACCUGAAACAAGCCCAAAGUCAACAAGUUCUAAGAGCGGGGCUUUAAAAUCAAAGGAAGCAUCAAAACCAAUUAGACCCCACUACAGUGUCCAAUACUCGCAGUUAGACACUGAAGGCAAUCCUAUGGGUGAAAAAGAUAGCAAUUCAGCAGUAACUAUCGUUUCAAGUUCUAGUAACAACGGAAAUCAGAAAACAAAAUAUUCCUCUUAUGACCAACAGCCAGGAAAUGGCAAACAGAGUUCCUCAUAUACAUCCACAGGAACAUCGGACAAUCAGGGCUACAAAGGAACCUCCUAUACCUCCACAGGAACAUCUGGUAAUCAAAACUACAAAAGUUCUUCUUAUACAUCCGCGGGAACAUCUGGUUCAACAUUACAAUCUGAAAAUACAGACCAGUCAUACAACAUAAAAUCCGAACCAAGCGCUCCUUCAAAUGGUGUUUCGAAUCUUGAAACAUUAGUCUACGGCAGUUCUGGUCAAUCAGCAGGAUCAAAAGUAAAUACAGGGAAACCUUCAACUUUGGUCGGUUCAAAUCUGGUUUAUAAAGAUAACCCUGAUAGCUCUGUUACAUAUAAACGGUUAUCCUUUAAAUCUGUUUCACAAUUCGGAUCAAAUAAAAAAACAAAUUUCAUAGAAAUGCCUUCUGCAGUGAACUCAAGAAGCAAAAAUACAUUUGAUUCUGGACCAGGCAAUGAUGUUGGAAAAGGAAAUAUUGCCAUGCGGUACGAUUCUGGACCAGGAAAUGACGUUGGAAGAGGAAACAGUGCCGUGCGUUUAGAUUCAGGACCAGGCAAUGAUGUUGGUCGAGGAAAUAGCCAAGGUCGGUAUGAUUCUGGACCAGGCAAUGAUGUUGGUCGAGGAAACAGUGCCAUGCGUUUUGAUUCAGGACCAGGCAAUGAUGUUGAUCGAGGAAAUAGCCAAGGUCGGUAUGAUUCUGGACCAGGCAAUGAUGUUGGAAGAGGAAACAGUGCCAUGCGUUUUGAUUCAGGACCAGGCAACGAUGUUGGUCGAGGAAAUAGCCAAGGCCGGUACGAUUCUGGACCAGGAAAUGAUGUUGGAAGAGGAAACAGCGCCAUGCGUUUUGAUUCAGGUCAAGGCAAUGAUGUUGAUCGAGGAAACAGUGCCAUGCGUUUUGAUUCUGGACCAGGAAAUGAUGUUGGUCGAGGAAAUAGCCAAGCCCGGUACGAUUCUGGACCAGGAAAUGAUGUUGGAAGAGGAAACAGUGGCAUGCGUUUUGAUUCAGGUCCAGGCAAUGAUGUUGGUCGAGGAAACAGUGCCAUGCGUUUUGAUUCUGGACCAGGAAAUGAUGUUGGUCGAGGAAAUAGCCAAGCCCGGUACGAUUCUGGACCAGGAAAUGAUGUUGGAAGAGGAAACAGUGGCAUGCGUUUUGAUUCAGGUCCAGGCAAUGAUGUUGGUCGAGGAAACAGUGCAAUGCGUUUAGAUUCAGGACCAGGCAAUGAUGCUGGUCGAGGAAAUAGUCAGGCCCAGUACGAUUCUGGACCAGGAAAUGAUGUUGGAAGAGGAAACAGUGGCAUGCUUUUUGAUUCAGGACCAGGCAAUGAUGUUGGUCGAGGAAAUAGCAUAGGCCGUUACCAUUCUGGACCAGGAAAUGAUGUUGGUCGAGGAAAUAGCCAAGGCCGGUACGAUUCUGGACCAGGUAAUGAUGUUGGUCGAGGAAAUACCCAAGCCCGGUACGAUUCUGGACCAGGUAAUGAUGUUGGUCGAGGAAAUAGCCAAGCCCGGUACGAUUCUGGACCAGGCAAUGAUGUUGGUCGAGGAAACAGUGUCAUGACUUUUGACUCCGGACCAGGCAACGAUGUUAAUCGAGGAAAUAGCCAAGGUCGGUACGAUUCUGGACCAGGAAAUGACGUAGGAAAAGGAAACAGUGGCAUGCGUUUUGACUCCGGACCAGGCAAUGAUGUUGGUCGAGGAAACAGCAAAGGCCGGUACGAUUCUGGACCCGGCAACGAUGUAGGUAGAGGCAACAGCGCAAGACGCCUGGGCACUGGACCAGGAAAUGACAUUGGAAGAGGAAAUAGUGUAAUGAAACUAGCAUACAAAGCGCAAAAGUCUGAAACCGUAUCUUCAGCAAAAGCAGUUUUGGUUGGAAAACGUAAUAAGGAUUCAAAAAGAAAUUUUAAAACUAAAGGUCUUGAUUCGGGACCCGGUAAUGAUGUGAACAGAAUAUAUCUAACUAAGGGGUUGGAUUCUGGACCAGGAAAUGACGUAGGAAAAGGCAACAGGGCAAGACGCCUUGACUCAGGACCCGGCAAUGAUGUGGGCAGAGGCAACAGCGCAAGAGGCCUUGACUCAGGACCUGGCAAUGAUGUGGGCAGAGGCAACAGCGCAAGACGCCUUGACUCAGGACCCGGCAAUGAUGUGGGCAGAGGCAACAGCGCAAGACGUCUGGACUCAGGACCAGGCAAUGAUGUAGGAAGAGGCAACAGCGCAAGACGUCUGGACUCAGGACCCGGCAAUGAUGUGGGCAGAGGCAACAGUGCAAAACGCCUUGACUCAGGACCAGGCAAUGAUGUGGGCAAAGGCAACAGCGCAAGACGCCUUGACUCAGGACCAGGCAAUGAUGUAGGAAGAGGCAACAGCGCAAGACGUCUGGACUCAGGACCCGGCAACGAUAUGGGCAGAGGCAACAGUGCAAGACGCCUUGACUCAGGACCCGGCAAUGAUGUGGGCAGAGGCAACAGCGCAAGACGCCUUGACUCAGGACCAGGCAAUGAUAUAGGAAGAGGCAUCAGCGCAAGACGUCUUGACUCAGGACCUGGCAAUGAUGUAGGAAGAGGCAACAGCGCAAGCCGUCUGGACUCAGGACCCGGCAACGAUAUGGGCAGAGGCAACAGUGCAAGACGCCUUGACUCAGGACCAGGCAAUGAUGUAGGCAAAGGCAACAGCGCAAGACGCCUUGACUCAGGACCAGGCAAUGAUGUAGGAAGAGGCAACAGUGCAAGACGUCUGGACUCAGGACCCGGCAAUGAUGUGGGCAGAGGCAACAGUGCAAGACGCAUUGACUCAGGACCCGGCAAUGAUGUGGGCAGAGGCAACAGUGCAAGACGCCUUGACUCAGGACCCGGCAAUGAUGUGGGCAGAGGCAACAGUGCAAGACGCCUUGACUCAGGACCCGGCAAUGAUGUGGGCAGAGGCAACAGCGCAAGACGCCUGGACUCAGGACCCGGCAAUGAUGUAGGAAGAGGCAACAGUGCAAGACGCCUUGACUCAGGACCUGGCAAUGAUGUAGGAAGAGGCAACAGCGCAAGACGCCUUGACUCAGGACCCGGCAAUGAUGUAGGCAGAGGCAACAGUGCAAGACGCCUUGACUCAGGUCCCGGUAAUGAUGUGGGCAGAGGCAACAGCGUAAAACGCCUUGACUCAGGACCUGGCAAUGAUGUAGGAAGAGGCAACAGUGCAAGACGCCUUGACUCAGGACCUGGAAAUGAUGUGGGCAGAGGCAACAGCGCAAAACGCCUUGAUUCAGGACCCGGCAAUGAUGUGGGCAGAGGCAACAGCGCAAAACGCCUUGACUCAGGACCCGGCAAUGAUGUGGGCAGAGGCAACAGCGCAAAACGCCUUGACUCAGGACCAGGCAAUGAUGUGGGCAGAGGCAACAGCGCAAGACGCCUUGACUCAGGACCAGGCAAUGAUAUAGGAAGAGGCAUCAGCGCAAGACGCCUUGACUCAGGACCGGGCAAUGAUGUGGGCAGAGGCAACAGCGCAAGUCGCCUUGAUGCAGGACCUGGAAAUGAUGUAGGCAAAGGCAACAGCGCAAGACGCCUUGACUCAGGACCCGGCAAUGAUGUGGGCAGAGGCAACAGCGCAAAACGCCUUGACUCAGGACCCGGCAAUGAUGUAGGAAGAGGCAACAGUGCAAGACGCCUUGACUCGGGACCUGGAAAUGAUGUGGGCAGGGGCAACAGCGCAAAACGCCUUGACUCAGGACCCGGCAAUGAUGUAGGCAGAGGCAACAGCGCAAAACGCCUUGACUCAGGACCCGGCAAUGAUGUAGGCAGAGGCAACAGCGCAAGACGCCUUGACUCAGGACCCGGCAAUGAUGUAGGCAGAGGCAACAGCGCAAAACGCCUUGACUCAGGACCCGGCAAUAAUGUAGGCAGAGGCAACAGCGCAAGACGCCUUGACUCAGGACCCGGCAAUGAUGUAGGAAGAGGCAACAGUGUUAGUGUGAAUUCAGCACAAAAAUUAGCAACUUCUGGAUCAGAAAAAAGCAGUUCAGCUUGCAGACAGGGAUCUUUCUGUGGCUCUGAUGGAAUUACUUAUAGCAACGAGUGUGAUAUUUUAUCUCCUGUUUACAAAGACUGUGACGGCGACUGUCCUUGCGUCACUUCCGGUUCCAGUUCCAGUGGAAAUGAGGCCUUUUCUUCUUACACACCGACGGAAUUCCCGUUAGUGAACGGAGCUCCCCCCACUGUGAGGGACGAGUGUCCAAUGUGCCCCCUUGUAUAUGUUCCCGUGUGUGGCGUCAACGGAAUGACGUACUACAGUGACUGCGAGAGAGACUGCCGCGGAUCUGUACUCAAAGAAUGUGACGGCGAGUGCCCGUGCCCAGUUAUUCCAACAUCUGAAGCCGCCAUGUUUACAGGACUUAUUACACCGACGGAACAAUAUCCAUCCGCCACCGAGGCGCCAUUUUGCUCUUGUCCAGGAAAUGUGUAUAGUCCAGUCUGCGGAGUGGAUGGGCAGGUGUAUGAUAAUCCAUGUCUACUUGCUUGCGAGGGAGUAGUACAGGCAUGUGAGGGAGUCUGUCCAUGUAACCAGGCACCCAGCAACAACAACGACAUGUUUGUCCCGGCCUUCAUGCUGGCCUACUCACAGUCCGGCUGCAGCAAAUGUCUCACUCUGGACUACGAACCAGUCUGCGGAUCGGACGGGUCGACUUACAGGAACGAGUGCUACGCCAAGUGCAACGGUGUGGAUAAGAAGUGCUCUUCGUCAUGUCCUUGCAACAGCUGAAGAUGAUUUAGAGAAUUUCCGUAAUUAUACCAAUCCAAAAGGAGAUCAUUUGUCUCAUUGUGUCAACCACAGACACUUUUUUGUCCUAAUAUGGGCUGUUUUGAUUGAUAAAAACGAGCUUAAAGCUACAGAAGAUGUGUGUUUUGGAGUAACUGGUUUGUUGUUAUUUUUCUAUGGAGCCUUUUGGUCAAAAUGUGUUUCAGUAAUUUUUUUAGUUCCUAUAAUAAAGAUUAUGCGAAGGCAUGGUAAAAGCUAAAAAAAAAAAACUAAUAUUGUGUUUGAAGAAAAGAGUGGUUUGUUUAUCAUCGGAAAUAAGGUACGAAUAAAAUGAAUAUAUAGAAAUAAUGAUAAUUUGAUAAUAAAUGUGUUAAAAA
Messenger RNA from Magallana angulata, 7560 nucleotides. Its product is annotated as dentin sialophosphoprotein-like. The record is from RefSeq and is a predicted model, not a curated record. Lineage: Eukaryota; Metazoa; Mollusca; Bivalvia; Ostreida; Ostreidae. Gene Ontology annotation, molecular function: protein binding. The transcript has 7 exons. Bases 71 to 7186 code for a protein of 2371 amino acids.